AUGUCGCAUUCGAGUUCUGAAGCGGGUGAGGGCGACGCCCUUUUGAACACCGGCGAGGUAAUCGCAUCUUCUUCUCGAAACUAUUCUACACUUGAACACACGAAUCUUGCCGAAGAAAUAAUCACAAGAGACGGAACAUCUUUGGACACAGACAAAGAGAAGCCUGUUAGCCAUGAUCGAUCGGACGACCCGGAGCGUUCACGCUCGUUAGCUGAAGAGCUUGGCGAUGAAGAUAUCUCUUUGUACGAGAAGAAAUGCUUGCUCAUCAACCGCGAGAUCGACCUCAUGGGCAUGGGUCGAUACCAGUGGUCGAUUUGGGCCCUUUGUGGCUUUGGCUACAUGAUUGACUUGAUGUGGGCACAGGCAUUUGGCCUCGUCCUUUCGCCCAUCCAGCAGGAAAUGGGGUUUGGAGCUGAUCAAACUGGCAAGCUAUCCACUGCCUUUUCGAUCGGACUCACCGCCGGGGCGUUUGUGUGGGGUGUCCUUGUGGACGUGAUUGGGCGAAAGUUCUCUUUCAACCUGACAGUCUUCAUCGCGUGCAUCUUCGGCACUUGCAUUGGCGCUCCAAGCACUUACAACGCCAUUCUGGUUCUUACGGCAUUUACUGGAUUCGGCGUUGGGGGCAACAUUCCCAUUGACACCACGAUAACCUUGGAAGCCACCCCCCAGAGCAAGCGCUACCUUCUUCCCUUAUUGUCCGUUUUUCAACCAAUCGGUGUUGUUAUCUGCUCAGUGCUCGCCUAUGGUUUCAUCCCCAACUGGUCUUGCAGUCCUAAUUUCUCUGAGGGAGAUCGAGCGUUACCUGCUUGCGGCAUCGUUGCUACAGGAGAGGCCUGUUGCUCAAGGGAAGACAACAUGGGAUGGCGCUAUCUACUCUUUACUCUGGGAGGCAUAACAAUACUUGUCUUCGUCUUGCGUUCGGUUAUUUUUACCUUCCAGGAGUCCCCGAAAUUCCUCAUAUAUCGUGGAAAAGAUGCAGAAGCCAUCCAAGUGUUGCACACUAUGGCUCAAUACAACGGUACGAACUGUACAUUGGUCCUGGAGGAUCUCGAAGCACUUGAAAGAGAGUUCGAUUCUGACCGAAAUACUGGACCCAUGCUUGGAGGCGGUGUCAAACAGCUCAAGUCCACAUGGGCUGAGAAGCUGAAAUUAGAAGGCGACCGCUUUAAGAUUCUGUUUUCGAGCUAUCAGAUGACAAGAUUGACACUUUUAGUUUGGCUUACUUACAUAUGCGACUAUUGGGGCUUCACUGUUGCAGGCUCCUACCUUCCACAGAUUUUGGCCGUAAAGAAUGGCGCCCUUGAUCUUUCGCUCCGCUACACCUACCGCUCUUACAUUUUCAUUUAUCUUCCCGGAGUUCUCGGAGUUGUGCUCGGAACUCUGUCUUAUCGUGCAUCACGAGUGGGCCGCAAAUGGACAAUGGUGGUUUCCUCUGCGCUCAUGGGCAUUUCCAUCUUCCUCUUCAGUAGUGUCAACUCGGCAGCUUCGAACAUUGGCUUCAACGUCAUGGAGUACUUCUUCCAAUCCAUGUUCAACUCGGUCUUGUACGGUUGGACACCCGAGGCUUUUCCGGCACCUAUCAGAGGCACGGCAUGCGGUAUCGCGAGUUUCUGGGGCAGGCUGUUCGGCAUUAUCAGUCCACUUAUUGCACAGCAUUUGUAUGCUGGCGGUGGUGCAGGGAGGGACAUCAACAGUGUUUUAUAUCUAGCUGGAGGAGUAACACUGGGCUGUGUCAUCACGACAGCCCUGUUACCCAGCAAGCUUGUCGGCCGGCAGAGCUUGUAG
Messenger RNA from Alternaria burnsii, 1785 nucleotides. Its product is annotated as membrane transporter. Gene Ontology annotation, biological process: transmembrane transport. The coding region runs from base 1 to 1785 and encodes 594 amino acids. The record is from RefSeq and is a predicted model, not a curated record. NCBI's taxonomy places the organism in Eukaryota, Fungi, Ascomycota, Dothideomycetes, Pleosporales, Pleosporaceae. The transcript has 2 exons. Gene Ontology annotation, molecular function: transmembrane transporter activity. Gene Ontology annotation, cellular component: membrane.